Messenger RNA from Dioscorea cayenensis subsp. rotundata (Guinea yam), 1538 nucleotides. RefSeq names its product AT-hook motif nuclear-localized protein 25-like. Gene Ontology annotation, cellular component: nucleus. The coding region runs from base 428 to 1303 and encodes 291 amino acids. Gene Ontology annotation, molecular function: DNA-binding transcription factor activity; minor groove of adenine-thymine-rich DNA binding. Gene Ontology annotation, biological process: vegetative to reproductive phase transition of meristem. NCBI's taxonomy places the organism in Eukaryota, Viridiplantae, Streptophyta, Magnoliopsida, Dioscoreales, Dioscoreaceae. The record is from RefSeq and is a predicted model, not a curated record. The transcript has a single exon.
UCUCACAUUGCUUCUGCUUUUAAUACACCUCUGCACACUUUCCACCGCUCUCUCUUCUCUCUCUUCAUCAACAUCUCCAUCUUCUUCUUCUUCUUCUUGUUCAUGAGCUCUUUGAUCUGAGUUUAUGGUUGAGGUUCAGUGGAAGUUCUUCAGUUUGUGAUUGUUUGUGUUUUGGAGGAGAUUUGAGGUGAAAAACUCAAGCUUUUCAUGGAGUGUAAUCAGAGAAAAAAGAUUUCAUUUUGGUUUGAUUUCAUGGUUUUGUUUCAAGAGAUCAAGUGUUAGCAAGAAGAAGAAGAAGAAAGAAAGUUUUGAUCUUGUUUUGCUUUGAUUUCAUAGUGAAAAAGAUCUCAUCUUUGCUUUGUUGAAGAAGAAGAAGAAGAAGAAGAAGCUGGCGAGCAAGUGGUGGGAAAGAGCUGAUGCUCCGGCGAUGGCGGCCGGAGUAGACCCAAGCUCAACCUCCGGCGCGGCGGCGGCGUCUCGUUACCUUCAUCCUCUUCUCCACCCACCACCGCCUGCCGACCAACCCAAGAGCCCAUCCGACAAGGCAACGAGAACGGAAGCUAGCGCCAGAGCUGACGAUCCUUCAACCUCGGCGGCACCGACUCGCCGCCCCCGUGGCCGGCCGGCGGGGUCUAAGAACAAGCCGAAGCCUCCCAUCAUCGUCACCCGUGACAGUCCCAGCGCGCUUCGCUCCCACGUCCUUGAAGUCUCUAGCGGUGCCGACGUUCUCGAAACCUUAUCGGAGUACGCACGCCGGCGCGGUCGUGGCGUUUGCGUGCUAUCCGGUGGCGGCGCCGUAGUCAACGUCGCGCUACGCCAGCCAGGGGCUUCACCUCCGGGGAGCGUCGUGGCGACGUUGCGUGGUCGGUUUGAGAUACUAUCCCUGACUGGGACUGUGCUCCCGCCUCCUGCUCCGCCAGGCGCCGGAGGCCUGACUGUGUUUCUCGCCGGCGGGCAAGGGCAAGUGGUUGGUGGGAGUGUGGUGGCGCCGCUUGUGGCGGCUGGGCCGGUUGUUCUAAUGGCGGCGUCCUUCGCCAAUGCUGUAUAUGAGCGACUACCACUUGAAGGUGAAGAAGAAGUAGCUCAUGAGCCGCCGGCGCCGCAGCAGCAGCAGCAGCAGCAGCAACACCAGCUCCAGCAGCAGCCGGCUGCGUCUCAGUCUUCAGUUGUCACCGGCGGUGAUGGUGGCGGUGGUGGUGGCGGCGGCGGUGUCCCUUUCUACAGCUUAGGUGGCAAUGUAGGAGCUUAUCAGCAGCUUCCUGGAGAUGGCUUUGGAUGGACUGGUCCUCGUCCUCCAUUUUGAUUCAUUUCAAGCUCUAGCUUUUCUUCAUCAAUCUACCAAUUCAAAUCCUAUUAAAAGUUAAAAACUUUUUUAUUCCAAACUGUUCAUCAAAUCAGCAGAACAAGAAGAAGAAGAAGAAGAAGAAGCUUGGAUUGAAUGUAAGGUUAGUAAAUGCAAAGAAUCUCAUCUUUAGGACUUCUAAACUGUAUACAUAAAAGAAAAGAUUCUCUUCUCUUAAGUUCAUUUAUUUUGAUUU